AUGCUGGCGCUUGCAUGGAUAUUCAACUGGUGGUAUCAACCAGAACCUAUUACUCCCGAAUUACAAAAAGAAACUGAAUCAACUAUAAAAUCCAACAAGAUUGUUAUUUAUUCAAAAACAUUUUGUCCAUUUUGUAAAUAUACCAAAGAAGUAUUUGAUGAAUUAGGUGAAGAUUAUUUAAUAGUCAAUUUGAAUACUUUAGAAGAUGGUUUAAGUAUUCAAAAUUUCUUAUAUGAUAAAACAGGUCAAUAUAUGGUUCCUAACGUGUUUAUUAAUGGGAAACAUAUUGGUGGUAAUUCCGAAGUACAAACUUUGAAGACCGAAGGGAAAUUGGAAGAACUUCUUAAAUAG
Messenger RNA from Candida tropicalis MYA-3404, 351 nucleotides. RefSeq names its product Grx1p (gene GRX1). Gene Ontology annotation, molecular function: glutathione disulfide oxidoreductase activity. The coding region runs from base 1 to 351 and encodes 116 amino acids. NCBI's taxonomy places the organism in Eukaryota, Fungi, Ascomycota, Pichiomycetes, Serinales, Debaryomycetaceae. The record is from RefSeq and is a predicted model, not a curated record. Gene Ontology annotation, biological process: cellular response to oxidative stress. Gene Ontology annotation, cellular component: cytoplasm. The transcript has a single exon.